CACGGGCAACGAAACAGUUUUAUUUAUUUAUAUAUUUAUUUUUUCUCUCUUACUCGUGUGUUUGAAAUGUACAGGAACGGAUGACGUCGUGCGUUCACUCAAGUGUGUGUGUGUGUGUGUGUGUGUGUGUGUGUGUGUGGGCGUGGAAUGAAAUGUCAGCGUGCGGCGCAAGAGGAGGAGACGCCUGGAGCUGAAUGCGGUGUGUAGCUCGGGGAUCGUAUCAGCGGUGGAAAUACAACUUGUAACCACCGGACAUCCAUUUCCAGAAACUCUCAGCAACCUCCAGCGAUGAUGUAGAGUUGACAACAAUAUGAUGAUGAUGCAGAGCCUUGCACGGAGGUGGAGCAGCGAUUGACUCUCUCCUCCUUUUUCGCCACACCUUGCACUCUAUGUCCGUCCUGAUUGGGCUGCCACACUGCGAUGUCCUCCGCCGCAGCCACUACGGCUCCACCCCUUAAGAAGGGUAGGAAGCCGGAGAAAUCGGAGGGGAUGACCGACUCGGUGCAGGCCACCAGCGAGGAACUGAGGAGCAAACUUCUGGACACCCAGGUCGAGCUGCAGCAAGAGAGGGGCAAGAUAUGUAAGCUCCGCGAGCGGCUCCAGGAGCAGCGGCAGGCUCGGGAGCUCGAGCAGCACAAACAUGCUGUUGCACUCACCGACCUGCGCGCCAAACUCCAUGAAGAAAAGCUACGUGAGAUAGCGGGCGCCCGUGAGAACCUGGCUCGGCAGCAUGAAAUCGAGCUGGCCCGGGCCAUCAAGAUCAGGGAUACUGAGGUGCAGAGGCUCCAGGGGCUCGUGAACGCACUGAGAGACGGAGCCGCCGACAAGCUCAAAAACGCUCUUCUGGGAGAGGCUCGGGAGGAGGCCAGGAGAGCUUUUGAUGGGGAGAGGAUAAAGCUACAGCAGGAGAUCCAGGAGCACAAGACAGCCAGGAAGCAAGCUGAAGAGGCGCAUGCUAAUGCCCUGCAGGCCGAUAAAGCCAAAGCAGCAGAUCUCCGCACUGCCUACCAACAGCACCAGGACGAGGUGCACCGCAUCAAACGUGAUUGUGAGAGAGACAUCCGCCGACUGAUGGAUGAGUUGAAGUCGAAGGACCGAGUGAUGGGUGCCCUGGAGAGGGAGCUGGGGCUGCAGGCCGGCUACAACCAGAAGCUCCAGCUUCAGAAGGAUGCUCUGGAUGAGCAGCUGGGUCAGGUACGGGAGGCUGAGAGACACAACCACGGCAGCCCAAAGAGAGAGCUGGUGCCUGGGCUGGGGGACAACUCAGACCAGCUCAACAACCAGGAGGUAGAUGAGCGUGACAUGAGGAGGUUCCAGCUGAAGAUUGCGGAGCUCCACUCUGUCAUCAGGAAAUUGGAGGACAGAAAUGCUUUGCUGGCCGACGAGAGGAAUGAACUAUUGAAGCGGGUGCGAGAGGCCGAGUCCCAGAUGAAGCCACUGUUUGAGAAGAACAAGCGGCUGUCCAAGAAGAAUGACGACCUCCUGCAAACGCUGCAACGCAUGGAGGAGAAACUGAAGAACCUGAGCCGAGACAACGCCGAGAUGAAGGAAAAAGCUGCCUCCUCUAGACCCCCGUCACAGCAACAAUCCAUUCAGUCCCAGCUGAAGCGGCCAAGCUCCCUGACAGAUUUGAGCCAUGCCCACGAGGAACAGGAAGUGGAGUUCCUAAAGCUGCAGGUUUCGGAGCAACGCGGCAUCAUUGAUGAGCUCACGCAGGAACGUGACCGAUUGGUGAUGAGCAAAAAGAACAGGAGGAAACCUCCCAAACUGUCCAAAAGGCAUGUUGUGGAGACAUAUUUUGGAUUUGAUGAGGAGUCGAUAGACUCGGAGACCUCCUCUCUGACCUCCUACAACACUGACCUCACGCCCGCAACUCCAGAGGAGGAUUUGGAAGAGAUUAUUUCCCGCGAAGAGUCUGAGCUUCGUUUCCGUCAGCUGACCAGAGAGUACCAAGCUCUCCAGCGGGCCUAUGCCCUUCUCCAAGAGCAGACGGGGGGCUCUCUGGAUGCUGAGAGGGAGGCCAGGACACGUGAGCAGAUGCAGAUUGAUCUCAGCAGCUGCCAGGCCAAGAUUGUCGAUCUGGAGAAGGCCCUGGCCGAGAGGGGGCAGGAUUCAAAGUGGGUGGAGGAGAAGCAGUACUUGCUCAGGACCAACCAGGAACUUCACGAGAAGAUGUGUCUGUUGCAACAGGGGGAGUCGCGGCUGCAUGCCGAGGUUCAGGACGCCCGCGAUCAGAAUGAGCUGCUGGAAUUCAGGGUGCUUGAACUGGAAGAGAGGGAGCGUAGAUCUCCUGCCCUUAAUCUUCACAUGUCUGCGUUCCCUGAGAACAGCAGCAGUGCCCUGCAGGUCUACUGCCACCAGGAGGGAGUCAAGGAUGUAAUCAUUCCUGAGCUGAUGAAGAAACUGGAUAUCUUGGGGGAUAAUGGGAAUCUCAGAAAUGAAGAGCAGGUAGCGGUGAUCCAAGCAGGGACAGUUAUCUCACUGUGUGAAAAAUGGUUGAAGCAGAUAGAUAACACAGAGGCCGCCCUCACACAGAAGAUGAUCGACCUGGAAAAUGACAAGGAGCUUUUCAGCAAGCAGAAGGGAUUCCUGGAGGAAGAGUUGGACUACAGGAAGCAGGCCUUGGAUCAGUCCUACAUGAGGAUCGAGGAGCUGGAGGCCACGCUGUAUAGCGCUCUGCAGCAGGAGCAGCCGGCCUGCCAGGCGGUGGCCGAGUCGCUGACAGACAGGCAGAGGGAGGAGCUGAGGCUAGCCGUGGAAAAGCUGCGGCGUCAGAUUCUCAGGCAGAGCCGGCAGUUUGACAGUCAGAUCUUACAGGAGCGCAUGGAGCUCCUACAGCAGGCCCAGCAGAGAAUUAGAGAGCUGGAGGACAGAAUUGACUUGCAAAAGAGACAAGUAAAGGAAAUAGAGGAAAAGUUUUUGUUCCUCUUUUUGUUUUUCUCUUUAGCAUUUAUUCUUUGGCCUUAA
Molecule: messenger RNA, 2967 nt
Organism: Anoplopoma fimbria (sablefish)
Lineage: Eukaryota; Metazoa; Chordata; Actinopteri; Perciformes; Anoplopomatidae
Gene: jakmip1
Product: janus kinase and microtubule interacting protein 1
Exons: 22
Coding region: 421-2967 (848 amino acids)
Molecular function (GO): GABA receptor binding; kinase binding; microtubule binding
Source: RefSeq, a predicted model, not a curated record